Aspergillus candidus is the source of this 607-nucleotide messenger RNA. RefSeq names its product putative tubulin-specific chaperone Rbl2. The transcript has 4 exons. Gene Ontology annotation, molecular function: beta-tubulin binding. The coding region runs from base 98 to 454 and encodes 118 amino acids. Gene Ontology annotation, biological process: tubulin complex assembly; post-chaperonin tubulin folding pathway. The record is from RefSeq and is a predicted model, not a curated record. Gene Ontology annotation, cellular component: microtubule cytoskeleton; cytosol. NCBI's taxonomy places the organism in Eukaryota, Fungi, Ascomycota, Eurotiomycetes, Eurotiales, Aspergillaceae.
ACACUGAAAGAGCACAGUCAUUUUCCACUUGGUAAACAAAUAUUCCUCAAGCUGCAAAUCACAAGAUACACACACAGACGACAAACAGACUAUCAACAUGGCCCCCCGCUCCCAGCUCGAAAUUCACACGGCUUCCCUCGGCCGCCUAGUCAAGGAGGAAGCCUCCUACCACAGCGAGCUGAAAGAGCAGACGGAGCGCAUCAAGAAGCUGGAAGCCCAGACCGGGAAUGAUGACGAGAACAGAGAAUACACAUUGAACCAGGAGCGCAUGGCCCUCCAACAGACCCGGAAUGUCCUUCCUAGCUUGAAGCAGAAGAUUGAGGAGUCGAUUGCUACGCUUGAUGGUUUGUUGAUUGAGGAGGGCAAGAAGGGGCCGGAGAGCAAUGUCGAGCACAUCAAUGCGGCCAAGGAGGUGAUCUCCAAGGCGAGGACCGCCGAGCGAGAGAUCGCUUAGAUUGAGUGCUAGACGCAGAAUGUCUAGUUGAAACGUUGCUACCUAUGUCUACAUACCAUCACGGAACAUGAUCCUCGAAUCCGCCCUAAUGUCAUGUACUUGUGUACCAAAUGUGAUUCGAAUUGUAAUUUAAUAAAAAUAACCUGAUUUUCC